Letharia lupina is the source of this 627-nucleotide messenger RNA. RefSeq lists its product as uncharacterized. Gene Ontology annotation, biological process: DNA replication; DNA strand elongation involved in mitotic DNA replication. The record is from RefSeq and is a predicted model, not a curated record. Lineage: Eukaryota; Fungi; Ascomycota; Lecanoromycetes; Lecanorales; Parmeliaceae. The coding region runs from base 1 to 627 and encodes 208 amino acids. Gene Ontology annotation, cellular component: GINS complex. The transcript has 5 exons.
AUGUAUGGUGACGAUGCCUUCAAGCUUGUCCAACAUGCCAAAAGAACACAGGCCUUAGUUCAUCUACCACACUAUCAGACCGAGCUCGUCCGAGAAACGACACGCGAAGUACGUGACCUCGACAAAGACGUUUCCAACAUCCUGGCUCCCUUCGAAGGCUCCUUCAACCCCUCCUCUGAACCAGCCACCGCAUGUUCUGUCCUGGUCAAUCAUCUUUGCAUGCGCCGUAACAAGCGGUGUCUCCUUGCCUACCAUCGAGUCCGAUCUGACAAGCUCGAGGAGAUGUGCUGGAGUGGUAAGGAUAUUCUGGAUCAAGAGCAACAGGCUGGCCGGCAGGGCAAUGGAGAAGGGUCAGGCAUGGCUUCAGAGGCAGGGAAUCAGAGCUCGCUGAGUCCGGAGGAGGAGGAGUACAUUCGCCAAUAUGGGGACAUGCUGGCAGCAUACAAAGGGCAAUGGACGGAUAUUGAUUUGACGGGGAGCUUGGAACCCCCACGAGAUCUGUUCAUUGAUGUGAGGGUAUUGAAGGAUGCUGGGGAAAUUCAGACUGAGUAUGGGGCUAUCACGUUGACGAAGAAUAGCCAGUUUUUUCGGCAAGCUCCUUCGACUUAUGUCAAAGUCAUUCCGUAG